GUCGGAUAGAAAGUCAGCCUGGUUUCCAGCUGAGUGCUUGCUCUCUCACAGUGUGUGUGUAUAUGUGUGUGUGUGUGUGCGCGCGCGCGCGCGUGUGUGUGUUGUCAUUAUUAUCCACUCUGCUCCCAGCUCAGAAUGGCCAGAUUCACUCAGACUGAAACAAGAAGGCAGCACCAUCCACAGCAGCCCCAGCCCGCUCACUCCAGCUUGGUUUUCACCGGACCGGGGGCACCGCCGACCCAGCCGCCACUACUACUUAUCCCACAUCAGCACCAGUACCCUCAGAUCACAUUUCCGAAACCCAUGAACGGGUCAGAACCCAUUUCAAUUCAUCCGGAGAACGGCAACAUGAAAGACCAAGAUGCCAUUAAGCUGUUUAUCGGGCAGAUACCGCGGAACUUGGAAGAAAAAGACCUGAAGCCCUUGUUUGAACAGUUUGGGAAAAUCCACGAACUGACAGUUCUCAAGGACCGAUACACCGGCAUGCACAAAGGUUGUGCAUUCCUCACCUACUGCGCCCGGGAGUCGGCCAUCAAAGCCCAGAAUGCCCUGCACGAACAGAAAACACUGCCAGGGAUGACGCGCCCCAUCCAGGUGAAACCAGCUGACAGCGAGAGCCGUGGAGAAGACAGGAAGUUGUUUGUGGGGAUGCUGAACAAACAACAGACUGAGGAGGAUGUUUAUCGCCUAUUCGAACCCUAUGGAGUCAUUGAAGAGUGCACAGUCCUGAGAGGCCCUGAUGGAAACAGCAAAGGCUGCGCCUUCGUCAAGUUCUCCACGCACACCGAGGCCCAGUCUGCAAUCAGUGCCCUCCAUGGCAGCCAGACCAUGCCAGGCGCUUCCUCCAGCUUGGUGGUCAAGUUUGCCGACACGGACAAGGAGCGCACCAUCAGACGUAUGCAGCAGAUGGUCGGGCAGUUCGGCAUCUUCAACCCGGCCAUCGCCCUUCCCUUCAGCACCUACAGCUCUUACGCGCAUGCGCUCAUGCAGCAGCAGGCAGCCAUCAUGGCAGCAAGCCACGGAGGUUACCUCACGCCUAGCGUGGCUUUCCCCGCCACGCAGAUCCACCAGAUGGGGGCACUCAACAUCAACAGCCUCCCACCCACCCCUAUGACCCCGGUGUCGGGUGAGUUUCAUCAAACCCUGGGCCUCAGCUCCCCGCCGGCCAACAUCACCACGUCCGCCGUCCCCAGCAUCGUCACGCCCAUCGUCAACGGCUUCACCGGCAUCCCCCAUCAGCCCAACGGACAUCCCGCCGUGGAGACGGUGUACACCAACGGCCUGCCCCCCUACUCCACCCAGAGCCCCACCGCCGCUGACACCCUUCAGCAAGCCUUCACCGGAGUACAGCAAUACACAGCAAUCUACCCCACCACCACGCUGACUCCCAUUGGCCAGACACUGCCCCAACCUCCCCAGGUCAUCCAGCAGCAGCAGCAACGAGAAGGUGAGGGUCCCGAGGGCUGCAACCUGUUCAUCUACCACCUGCCACAGGAGUUUGGAGACAACGAGCUGAUGCAGAUGUUCCUGCCGUUCGGUACCGUCAUCUCCUCCAAGGUGUUCAUGGACCGGGCAACCAACCAGAGCAAGUGCUUUGGUUUUGUGAGCUUUGACAACCCUGCUAGUGCACAGGCAGCUAUACAAGCCAUGAACGGCUUUCAGAUUGGGAUGAAGAGGUUGAAAGUUCAGCUAAAGAGACCGAAGGAUGCCAGCCGCCCUUACUGACACAGCCUACCUUCAGUAUUCAUCGCAGCAGCACAGGUUUUAGAGGACACGUAAAGAUAUCUUGGAGGAUUUAAACUUUUUUUUUCCUUUGACAGCAAAAUAUGUUUUUAAAAAAAAUCAACACAUAAGGAAGUUUUGAAGACAUAUCAGCAUUUACUUGUGAAGAUGUACGGUAGGUUACGGCCGAAAUGAUGAGGAGGCGAGGGAAGGAGGAGGGGGCGCGUCACCGGGGGACUGAGCAGCAACAGAUGGCACAGUGCAAGAAGAAGACGAGCAGAAAAAACACUGAAAAAAAAGAAAAAGAUGUGACGAGACUGAACAACAGAACUCUUUUUUCUUGUUGAGACUUGAAUUGUUAAUUAAGCAACAAACUAACAAACAAAAAAGCAGCAACAACAAAUAGAUUUCUAUAUACAUAUUAUAUACACAUAUAUAUAAGGGACGAGGCGCUUGUGGCUUUUACUGUACUGGACAAAUGAGGGUUAAAACUUGAAGAUCAAGAAAAACAGUGGAAAAAAGAAGCUGUUCUAUACGUCCACUGACAGACUUUCUUUCUCUUUCCCCUCUUUCUCUUACUCUCUGACCGUCUCUCUCAGCAAGCGCAGAACUAUGACUCUUGGAGGUCACUGAGGUUUCCACUAGCAACAGUAGAACUGCAAAUCUUUCACCCUACGGGACCAAAGGACCAAACAUUUUUAUUGCUCUGAACAGUAAUAUAUAUAGUAUUGAUGAUACUAAUACAACAAACUACUACUAAUAAUAUUACAAGUUAAACUUAAGAAGAAAUACUAGCUUCAGGUUGAAAAAAAAGAGGAAAUGGGGUUUGCUUUCUUUUCCUUUUACAUUUAUAGCUACUGGGUUUGAGAAUAUUAAAAUAGAAAAAAAAAUGUCUUAAAAAAAAAGUAAAGUUAUCCUAUGUUAGUGGUGUAGAGUAUGUGGGUUGGACGACGUUUUGGGCAUGUUCAGAUGUGCUUCUUUCGCACCUCAUUGCUUCAUCUGCAUCCACAGCAUUUCAUCUCCAAGGUGUGACCUGUGUGUGUUCUUGUGUCGGAGGACGGGAGUCGUCCCGUAGUGCCAAAAGUGACGUGUGUGUGUGUGUGUGUGUGUGUGUGUGUGUGUGCGUGCGUGUGCGUGUGCGUGCGCGUGCGCGUGCGCGUGCGUGCGCGUGCGCGUGUGCGUGUGCGUGUGUGUGUGUGUGUGUGUGUGUGUGUGUGCGUGCGCGUGCGCGUGCGUGCGUUCGUGCGUGCGUGCGCGCGCGCGCGUGCGUGUGCGUGCGUGCGUGCGUGCGUGCGUGCGUGCGUGCGUGCGUGCGUGCGUGCGUGCGUGCGUGCGUGUGUGUGUUCAGCCGUGGGGUGCCAUCUUCUGCUGUGGGCACGUUGCACUUACCCAACCGGAGCAAGGGUUCCGUCCAUGCCAUCGUUGCAGAUAAUCUGACCAUAAACCACUGUGGUAAAAGUGCCAUCCGACCGGCGAAACAGCACAGCGAACCAUUACUGCUUAAUAAAAAAUAUACAAAUGAGCCCGACAGCAGUUGUAAAAAUACCCACCGGCGUGGUGUCACGGCGGUCCCUGUCGGGUCGUGCCCUCUCCCGCUUUCAUGCCCCUCCAGCUGCUCUCAGCAGGUGAGAGGAGACCCCCCCACGACCACCGCCGCCACCAAACCCCCCCCCCCCCCCCCUUCUUUUCACCUCCAAGUACCAGCAUAUCACUCUACUAAUAGGGACCAUCAGUUCACCAGGGGCCCGAGAGCUAACCCACAGCAUAAUUAGAAUAAUGAUAAUAUUGAUCAGAUGGGGAGAAGCACCGCAGGGCAAGAGAUGCACAAUCAAUUCCACACUGGCAUUUUGAAUGAAUUUACUGAGUGACUGAGUUUAUUCUUCUCUCAGUGGCUGGAUGGGAGCCCUCCCCUUUUACUACUGUAGUCUUAGUGAUGAGCAGGUGUGUGCGCGUGUGGGUGUUUUUUCUUUUCAAAGGGUGUAAUAGCACAGUAUGAGCGUGUGCGUGGGGAGCAGCCUGGCAUUACCAGCCUUAGGAGGUCAAAUUAAGAGCAAAAUGAUCCAUCAAUUAGACAGCGGCAGGCCUGGAAGCGUAGCUGCUACAGCUGCUGCCGCUUCGACGCGACGACAGCUCGCCGUUAGCGGCGGUCGCACGUGGGUCCCGAACGGAGCGGCCGCGACGCGCUGCGCGUCACGCGCAAUUGGCCAACAGCGCGGACGCUUGUGCGAAGAUACGCGGGGACGACGGGGAUGGAACGUGUUUUCUUCACGACUCGUUUGCAUCGGCGGAGUCACCUUUCAUUUGCGUGGAACAUCUGCCCAGCUGUGCUUUUUAUUGGUUUGAAGCGUUUGCCAGCGCGUUGUUCGUGCGCUCGCUCUGCUCUCUGGAGCCACGUGCCCCUCAGGACUCCGAGACCUCAGUGCUCUAAACAUUAGACACGUCACUGCCUCAGUCGUCCAGUCUCCAACCGCACCCACGCGCCUACUAUGACAUUUGAUGUGUUUGUGCGAUCACUAGUUCACAGGAGCAGUAUCAUCAGAAAGGAGGGUUUAUUUAUUACUAGACCCCUGACAUAUAUAAGGAAACCUCUGAAAAGAAAGUAAUUACAAAUGCCUUUCUAAUCAAUCAGUUGCCAAAUUAUGCAAUCAUAUCCACUGUCUCGUGCCAGAUUCUUUUUCAUUUAUUAAUUCUAAUAAUAUAAAUGUGUUACUUGUCAUGAAACAUUCAUUAGCAGAAUGAAAUACUUGAUUUUAGGAGCAGGUGUAGAUAAAGGUGUAGGACAA
Molecule: messenger RNA, 4505 nt
Organism: Betta splendens (Siamese fighting fish)
Lineage: Eukaryota; Metazoa; Chordata; Actinopteri; Anabantiformes; Osphronemidae
Gene: celf5a
Product: cugbp, Elav-like family member 5a
Exons: 12
Coding region: 136-1725 (529 amino acids)
Biological process (GO): regulation of alternative mRNA splicing, via spliceosome; mRNA splice site recognition
Cellular component (GO): ribonucleoprotein complex; cytoplasm; nucleus
Molecular function (GO): mRNA binding
Source: RefSeq, a predicted model, not a curated record